This is a messenger RNA of Homarus americanus (American lobster), 2060 nucleotides long. RefSeq names its product dipeptidyl peptidase 1-like. Gene Ontology annotation, molecular function: cysteine-type endopeptidase activity. Gene Ontology annotation, cellular component: lysosome. The transcript is spliced from 9 exons. NCBI's taxonomy places the organism in Eukaryota, Metazoa, Arthropoda, Malacostraca, Decapoda, Nephropidae. Bases 231 to 1586 code for a protein of 451 amino acids. The record is from RefSeq and is a predicted model, not a curated record.
CUCCACAUCACGAGUGAAUGCUUCAGACGCGGGUUCAUAUUCCCGUGGUUCACAACUCUCGGAGAUGAGAACCAACAACAGGAAACAUUGACAUUUGAAAUGAAUAUCUUCUCCAGAACGUCUCCCUUCAUCAAGGUUACCACUUGGUUCUUCUCACCUCGGAUUUCGUGUCGCUUUGCCCAUACGAAUCAUCUAUCGUCAAGAAGAAAAUCAGGAUCCAUUAUAACCAGAUGUUGGCGAUUUUUCUACUUGUGACGGGUGGCGCUGCUACCCUGGCCUUAGCCCACACUCCGGGCAGCUGCAUGUACGAGGAAAUCCUUGGUACUUGGAUCUUCAGGGAGACAGAACGUACUGGUGAUCACACCCUUGACUGCCAGGAACUCGGCACCAUCGUCCACACCAAGACCUUUACCCUCAACUUUCCCGACACUGCCACGGAUGAGCUCGGUAACCGCGGCAGCUGGACCAUGAUCGCCAAUCAGGGCUUCGAGGUGAACAUCAACGAGCGCUCAUACUUCGCCUUCUCCUACUACGAGAGUGACGGGAACACAACAAUCUCGUACUGUGAUCGUACCAUGACGGGCUGGUCCAGGGACACCACCGUCAGGAACUGGUCCUGCUUCAGGGGCCACAAGACCUCCAAGGUGGCUCCUCGUGUUAGAGAGAUACAAGUGCUGAUGAGUGCUGAUGAGCGCUACAAGAACGACCACCAUCUCGUAGCCAAGAUCAAUGCCGCCCAGACCUCGUGGACGGCUAAGGUUUACCCGGAAUUUGAGAAGUACACCGUGGAGGAGAUGUAUCGUCGAGGUGGUGGCGUGAGACCCAUCGCCACCCACACCAGGCCCUUCCCUGCCCCUACCACACCCAGGCAAAAGGUUGUCAUCGCCAGUCUGCCGGAAAACUUUGAUUGGCGUAAUGCGAGCGGCGUGAACUACAUAUCAGAAGUGAGGGACCAAGGCUCUUGCGGCUCAUGUUACGCCUUCGCCUCCAUGGCCAACCUGGAGGCCCAAGUGAGGAUCACCACCCGCAACCGCCGCCAGGACGUAUUCUCUACGCAGGACAUUGUGUCAUGCACCUCGCUGGCCCAGGGAUGUAACGGUGGCUACGACUACCUCAUCGCUGGCCGCUACGGCCAGGACCAGGGGGUGGUGGCCGAGGACUGUAACCCUUAUACUGGCAAUGAGGACCCGUGCGCGACUAACACGUCGUGCGCCCGUAUGUACGUCAGUGAGUACGUGCAUGUCGGCGGGUACUAUGGAGCGUGCAACGAGGCAACCAUGUUGGAGGCCCUCGUCACUUCCGGUCCGGUUUCUGUGUCGUUCGAAGUGUAUGACGACUUCCGCCACUACACCGGCGGCAUCUACCAUCACACGGGCCUUACUAGGGACUUUCACCCCUUCGAGAUGACAAACCAUGUGGUGCUGGUGGUGGGCUACGGGAUAGAGGAAGGUACGGGAGAGGCGUUCUGGAUUGUGAAGAACUCGUGGGGCAAGACGUGGGGGGAAGAUGGCUUCUUCAGGAUCAGGCGAGGAAAUGAUGAGUGUGCCAUUGAGUCCUUGGCAGUUAAGGUGACCAUCAUACCUUAAGGUACAAUAGGAGUUGGGAAGGAAGGAAGGAGAGGAAGGAAAGGAAGGAAUUGAUGACGAGGAGAGUAAGGAGGAGGAGGAAUCUAUGUGUUGAUAUUCACGAAGAGGAGGAGGAGGAGGUGGAAUACACGUGUCGAAGAGUAGUGAGGAAAAACAGACAUGGAAGGGAAGGUGAAACCAAGAAAUUCUUGCUGGAGAGAAAGAUAACGGAAGAAGAGGCAUGGAGGACAGAAAGAUAACGGAGGAAGAGGCGAGGAGGGGAGAAAGAUAACGGAGGAAAAGGCGAGGAGGAGAGAAAGAUAUCGGAAGAAGGGUUGUGGAGGAGAGAAAGAUAUCGAAGGAAGAGGCGUGGAGCAGAGGAAGAUAACGGAGGAAGAGGCAUGAGGGAGGUUUCUUUUUAUUAACAAAUUUAUUGACAAAGCUUGGAGUACAGUUUGCCUAUUCUAAGUAGUUCAGUCAGGCCUUGACACUGAG